AUGUCGUCCAACCUGGAAGACAACAUUUACACCCCUCUGCCUCCGAAGCUGCCACCGAAGACCAAGCAGCAGGGCGAGGAUGAUCCGAUCGAGUAUGUUGUGGAGAAACGGUCUCCGCGGCACCAUAAGGUCAAGGUCAUCCAUGAGCAUCUCGAUGAUGAGGACGCUCACCCCAAGGUGGAAAGCCCCUCCCCGCCACGAAAGCGCGACAGUGGCAAGUUCUAUAUGACCGGAGCGCUCGUCGACGAUGAUCGCGAUGGCGUGCGACGGGAAUACGACCGUGUCCGACCAGAUCGGGAAGUCCAGAAGUUGCGUGAUGACUUAGAGAGGGAAGAGCGUAAGCGCCGACAGGCAGAGCUUACUGCUGCCGCCGAGAAAGAAAAGGCCGAUCGACUCAAGGCUGACCUUGAGUUUGAAAAACGCCAAAGGUCCCUGGAGAAACGUGAACGAGAGCUUGCCGACCGCGAGAAGCGGCUCAAGCAGGAGGAGAGGGAGGAAGCUCGACGACCACGUGAACGCCAGGGAGUUGUCGUCCACAACCCGCCAGCCGUUGUGCCAACUGUUUUGCCAAUCCGCGAACCCAAACGGUCAGCUUUGGAUCGGGCUCGGGAUGACUACGAGCAUCUGCGCAGUCAGCAAGCUCGAGAGGAUCGACGACCUGCGACAGGGGACAGACGUGCUCGGCGACAAAGCAUCAUCAUCGUCGACGACGAGAAUGACCGAGACCGAGACCGAAGACAACGACGGUAG
Messenger RNA from Cladophialophora psammophila CBS 110553, 750 nucleotides. RefSeq lists its product as uncharacterized. The transcript has a single exon. The record is from RefSeq and is a predicted model, not a curated record. NCBI's taxonomy places the organism in Eukaryota, Fungi, Ascomycota, Eurotiomycetes, Chaetothyriales, Herpotrichiellaceae. The coding region runs from base 1 to 750 and encodes 249 amino acids.